Molecule: messenger RNA, 2282 nt
Organism: Arabidopsis arenosa
Lineage: Eukaryota; Viridiplantae; Streptophyta; Magnoliopsida; Brassicales; Brassicaceae
Source: the annotation of a GenBank genome assembly
CAAGGAUUCAUCGUGGGUGCUGUACGAACAAGGAAACCAAACCAACUUAGCUACCGUAAUGGGCUUUCUAUCAUUAGGCGGGGCCAGUGGGAUAGGAGCCGAAUCCGCGAGGUUGUUCACUGACCACGGAGCUAAAGUGGUUAUAGUUGACGUACAAGAAGAGCUAGGCCAAAACGUGGCCAUUUCAAUCGGCAAAGACAAAGCAAGUUUUUACCGUUGCGAUGUUACAAACGAAACGGAAGUAGAGAACGCCGUUAAGUUCACCAUCGAAAAACAUGGGAAGCUUGACGUUCUGUUUAGUAACGCCGGCGUCGUUCUUUUCAGCAAACCCGGCGUCUUGGAAACGCCGGGAAGCAUUCUUGAUUUGAAUCUUGAACGGUUUGACCGAACAAUGGCGGUCAACGUUCGUGGAGCGGCUGUGUUUAUCAAACAUGCGGCACGAGCCAUGGUGGAGAAAGGCACGCGUGGCUCCAUCGUUUGUACGACCAGCGUAACGUCGGAGAUUGGUGGUCAGGGACCUCAUGAAUACACGACGUCGAAGCAUGGGCUUGUCGGGCUGAUUAAAUCGGUUUGUGGCGAUUUAGGGAAACAUGGGAUUAGAAUUAACGGCGUCGCACCGUUCGCGGUGGCGACGGGGAUGACUAGUCACGACGAGGAGACGGCGAAGCAGACGGAGGAGUAUUGCGAAGCUAAAGGGAUUCUUAAAGGUGUUGUGUUGAAGGCUCGACACGUGGCAGAGGCUGCUCUAUUGGAUGGCAAAAUCGUAAUUAUUACUGGCGGAGCAAGCGGCAUUGGGGCUGAGUCCGUUCGGUUAUUUACCGAACACGGCGCUCGAGUCGUGAUCGUUGACGUACAAGACGAGCUUGGUCAAAACGUUGCCGUUUCUGUCGGAGAAGACAAAGCGAGUUACUAUCAUUGCGAUGUCACGAACGAGACGGAAGUUGAAAACGCCGUUAAGUUCACCGUAGAAAAAUAUGGGAAGCUUGACGUUCUGUUUAGUAACGCCGGCGUUAUAGAGCCGUUUGUGAGCAUCCUCGAUUUAAAUCUCAACGAGUUAGACCGAACUGUCGCCGUUAACAUCCGCGGUGCAGCUGCAUUCAUCAAGCAUGCGGCACGUGCCAUGGUGGAGAAAGGCACCCGCGGCUCCAUCAUUUGCACCACUAGCGUCGCGGCUGAGAUCUCCGGCACGGCACCACACGGGUACACGGCGUCGAAGCAUGGGCUGUUGGGUUUGAUCAAAUCGGCUUCUGGUGGAUUAGGAAAAUAUGGGAUAAGAGUAAACGGUGUUGCUCCGUUUGGUGUCGCAACACCGUUAGUUUGUAAUGGUUUCAAGAUGGAGCCAAACGUGGUGGAGGAGAACACGUCAGCGUCAGCGAAUCUAAAGGGCAUUGUAUUGAAAGCUCGUCACGUGGCAGAAGCUGCUCUGUUUUUAGCAUCCGAUGAGUCGGCUUACGUUAGCGGACAGAACCUGGCCGUUGACGGUGGCGGAGCUAGCGGGAUUGGAGCCGAAGCGGUUAGGCUGUUCACGGACCACGGAGCUAAGGUGGUCAUCGUUGACUUUCAAGAAGAGCUUGGUCAAAACGUCGCCGUUUCUGUCGGGAAAGACAAAGCAUGUUUUUACCGUUGCGAUGUUACAAACGAAACAGAGGUAGAGAACGCCGUUAAGUUCACCGUCGAGAAAUACGGAAAGCUAGACGUUCUGUUUAGUAACGCCGGCGUUAUGGAACAGCCGGGAAGCUUUCUCGACUUGAAUCUUGAACAGUUUGACCGAACCAUGGCGGUCAACGUUCGUGGUGCAGCUGCGUUUAUCAAACACGCGGCACGAGCCAUGGUAGAGAAAGGCACGCGUGGGUCAAUCGUAUGUACGACCAGCGUCGCAUCGGAGAUCGGUGGUCCGGGUCCUCACGCGUACACAGCGUCUAAGCACGCUCUUCUCGGGCUUAUAAAAUCGGCUUGUGGCGGGCUGGGGAAGUACGGGAUUAGAGUCAACGGCGUUGCACCGUACGCGGUGGCGACGGCGAUAAAUAGCCGUGACGAGGAAACGAUGAGGAUGGUGGAGGAAUAUAGCACCGCCACGGGGAUUCUCAAGGGCGUGGUGCUUAAGGCUCGCCAUGUGGCUGAGGCGGCUUUGUUUCUGGCUUCGGAUGAUUCGGCUUACGUUAGCGGCCAGAAUCUGGCUGUUGACGGUGGUUACACCGUCGUUAAGCCCAUGUGAAGGAAAAAAUAUUCUAAGUUCUUGAACUCCUUUGCUCUAAUGCUAUUAAUAAAUGGUACGAUGAAUG